AAAUGACCUUUAUUGGAGUAUUUUGACCAUCAGUCGCUGUGGCGGCGACUCGAGCCGCUCUCCAAUUUAUGUCUACUUUAGAUAACAGUGGACUUGGCUUAUAUUUCUGCCUCUAACUGAGUGGGAACGGACAGCUGGUCAAAAUGGGAGGAAAUGGGAGCACGGCGAGGAAAGUGUCAUUCGGACUAGACGAAGACGAGAAGGUCACAGUAAUUGAAGGAGUGAAGCUCUCAGAGGAUGUGCUCCGGAGGAUGAGGGAGUCUCGGGGGUCUGACAGCAGCAAGCCGCCGCAGUCUCUGCCGGACAGUCAAAAACCACCACCAAGUGCAAAACCAUCAGGACCGUCUACUAAAGAAAUGCAGGAAGAAAUGCGCAAAAACUUUGAACGUCAACAGGCCAUGGUGAAGGAGCAGUUGGCCAGACUGGCCCAGAGGGAGACAGAGACUGCAGCAGUCACUGGCCUGGAUGAGCUGACCUCUGCCCUCAUCACAGAGAAAGGCAGAUCCUUUGAAGAGCAAGAAAAGGCCAAGAUACUGCUUGCAGAUUUGGAUGUCUGGGCCAGAAAGUUGGAGAUGAAAGAAAAAGAGCUUGCCAGCAUAUCCAGCUUCUAUAAGGAGCAAUUAGAAAUACUGGAGAAAAAGACUUUGGACAACUACAAGGAGGUAGCUGAACAGUACAACCUGGCAGCUUCUAAAGCUGAGGCUCGAAUUCGAUCCCGGCAUACUGCGUUUUUGUGCGCCGAGCUGCAGGCCAAGGUGCUCCAGUGCUACAGAGAAAACCCACAGCAGACUCUUCACUGCUCCAGCCUGGCCAAACAAUACAUGACCUGUGUCCAUCAAGCAAAGCAGAGCGCCCUGACGAAUCAUGGCUGAGAAACUCAAAGAAAGUCGAGAAACGGAGAAGAUCUGAAGGAAGAGAGUGCAUGUCAAAUCUGUCCUUUUUUUUGUGCUUCCCUUUCUAUCAAUCCAUCCAUUAAUUUAGCCAUAUCAAUAAUAAAAAAAUCUAAACUCAGCCUACUUGGUUUUUGAGUGUAUUAUCUUGACUUGUCACUCCAGAGUGUAAAAUGUGUUGAUUUAUUGUC
This is a messenger RNA of Archocentrus centrarchus (flier cichlid), 1081 nucleotides long. It is a transcript of the gene chchd6b, whose product is annotated as coiled-coil-helix-coiled-coil-helix domain containing 6b. The record is from RefSeq and is a predicted model, not a curated record. NCBI's taxonomy places the organism in Eukaryota, Metazoa, Chordata, Actinopteri, Cichliformes, Cichlidae. The transcript has 9 exons. Bases 144 to 872 code for a protein of 242 amino acids. Gene Ontology annotation, cellular component: MICOS complex; mitochondrion. Gene Ontology annotation, biological process: inner mitochondrial membrane organization.